Molecule: messenger RNA, 468 nt
Organism: Serpula lacrymans var. lacrymans S7.9
Lineage: Eukaryota; Fungi; Basidiomycota; Agaricomycetes; Boletales; Serpulaceae
Exons: 3
Coding region: 1-468 (155 amino acids)
Source: RefSeq, a predicted model, not a curated record
AUGUCUUCUUUCAACCUUGCCUUGGUCGACAAGCCUGUCCUGGCCACUCAGGGUUUCGACCUGCCCAAGUCAGUCAGUCUGGUUGCACAGCUUGUAUGUGAGAGAAGGGGUGUGGGGGCGGGGCUGGAGGAGGCUGGGGUGCUGGUGCUGGAGGAGGUUGGGGUGCUGGGGCUGGAGGGGCGGUUAGUGCUUGGUUUCCGAGGGGCUGCAAAGCUGGCAAACGGCUUGGUGAUCUCUGCACUGCACUUGUUGUGGUCAGUGCUAUGCCAUUGUUUUGGGACCCUUUGUUUGCAAAUGGUGGCUCUAGGAGAUGUACUGAAGAUGGCACCAGUGCAGGACCUGGGCCAUUUGUUGGGGAGGAAUGAGGGGGGUAUAAAGAGGAAGAUGAGAGCAGCGCAGGUGCUCUCAGAUAUCCUGCAGAGACCUCGCAAGUUCUCCAAUGAGGGGGUUGUGUUCCAGCAGGAUUAA